UGACAAAUCACACCCAUUUGGUUUGCUGUGUUCAGUGACUGAAAAGCUAUCAAAAGACAGCCAACUACUUUGGUCAAAUCGCUUGACGUGAAUCGUCUAUAAUGGACUACCAACAUGUUCUGGUCUAUUUCAUGUGGACUUUCACUGCAGUUUCUGCAGAAGAUGUGAAAUAUUUCCUGACGGGUCAGGACAUACACUUCAUGCCAUCCAUCUCUGAACGACCUAUUGAAUCUAUCUGGGUACAUAAUGACAAUGAUGUGGUAUGGUUUACUGGCACGGAGGACUAUGUGCCUUCUUCAUACAAGAACAGAAUCACUCUGGACCGAGUCUCUGCAGAACUCACCAUCAAAAACGCCACAUAUGAAGACAGUGGAGACUAUCUCCUAGAAAUGAACAUAAACAACGAACCUCGUACUUUGCUGUAUAGAAUUGAAGUUAUAGACAAAGUAUCCAAACCCAACAUAUCCUGUGAGAUGAGCGACACAAAGCAGGCGACACUUGUGUGCUCAACAGAGUCCAAACAUCCUCAUUUAUUAAAGUUGAAGUGGAGCUCACCAGGAAAGGAGCAGACUGGACCAAAUUUAACAAUAACUGUCAGGAAUGAAGAUGAUGAUCAAGUUUAUCGUUGUGAUGUCAGCAACCCUCUGACCAAUGAAACGGCUUCAUUCACCGCUAAGGACUGCUUCCUGGGUAAAAGAUCAGAGGCUCGACGGAUUUUCAUCCUAAACUGUACCUUCAUUCUGGUCAUCAUCUGUUGUUGUAUUUUUUACAUCAAACGUCAAUAUCUAAAAGUGUCCAAAGAGUGGGAUGAAAUGACAUCCUUCUAAGACAAAGUACUCACUCUUCCCGCCAAUCAGAAUAAAAAAAUAAAAAAGCGGAAUUCAGGAUUGAACGUGUUGACUGAGGAUAAGGAGAUGGAUUCAGAAGGAGCCAUGCUACUCACUGCUUCUGUUCAUGCACGUCAUUCCUCUUCAACACGCUUAAACUCAAUCACUGGGAGGGGGGAGUCUGCAUACAGAAAUGAGGGUACUGUGUAGCACUGAACACCACAAAAACCAAGGAACUCAUCUUUGACGUCAGGAAAAACACCGCCCAUUUCUACAUCAACGGUUGGGAGGUGGAGAGAGUCAGCUCUUUCAGGUUCCUCGGCACCCCCAUAUCUGCUGACCUCUCCUGGACCCCAAAUACAACUGCGGUCAUCCGGAAGGCCCAGCGGAGACUCCACUUCCUGAGGGUGCUGAGGAAGAAAAAACUGGAUGGUGACCUUCUAUCGCUCGGCUGUCGAGAGCCUGCUGACGUACUGCAUAAGAGUGUGGUACGCCAGCCGCACUGAAGCAGACAAAAAGGCAAUUCAGAGGGUCAGAAACUCUGAAAAAAAAAAUAAUCGGCUGACCCCCUGCCUUCACUGAAGGAUUUACACAACUCCCGUUGCCUCAACAAAACAAAACAAAACACAUUACCAAGGACAGCACACACCCUGGCUUCCACCUGUUCCACCUGCUACCACCAGGCAGGCGCUACAGGUGCAUCAGAGCCAGAACAAACAGGCUCAGAGACAGCUUCACUAUCUUGAACUUAACCUUAUAAUAAAUGAUUCACCCCUACACAGCAUCCUACCCUGAUACCCUACUGUGCAAUAUUACCCUUUGAGUGCAAUACGUCCGACACCGAUUGUCAUUACUUAUUACUCCAAUACUCUUGUUUUGCUCUGUAUAUUGUACAGUAUUGUGUAUAUUGUUUUGUAUAUUGUACAGGAUUGCUUAUUUUUUCUGUAUUGGAUGGUAGUCUGUUUAUUUCAAUUCCUAUUUUGCAUCUUUAUUACUUCUUAUGUGAUUUAUUUUCAUUCCAUAUUUCUUCCCACUGCCACAUCUUAAGUUGGAGUCCUUAAUCUCAUUAUAUGCAAAUAUAAUGACAAUAAAGUCCAUUCUAUUCUAUUGUAACCCCUGUGCCACCGUGCAUCAACUUACAAUAUUCUAACAUCCCUCCCCAGAAGAAUAGGCCAUUUUCCACAAGGAACUUUUUCAGGAACUUUCCCACUUACCCGAGUACAUAAAGUGUAGUAGAUGAAUGAAUGAAUGAUGGAGUCUCACUUCUCUGUGAAGCACUUCGAGUGUCAAGAAACACGCUACUGUAUAUAAAUCUAAUCCAUUAUUAAAGCUUAUUUACCUGAUGUUGUAUACUUUUACUAUCUACAUUAAAUAUCCACGAAAUGUAAUAUAAAUAUAACAUCUCAGAUUAUAUUUGUCAUUUCAGAGCCAGGACUAUUUCCUGAGCUCUGUCAUAUAAAUUUAAAUUGAAGGUCAUUAAAUGUGUCAUGCUGUAGAUUUCAGUGUUUGUUUAUUAAGUUUCUAUUAGAAAUAUGAUGUACAGUAUCAUAUACAUUAACAUGACAGAUCAUGUACAUUUGUGAUGUAAUCAAAUAAACUGAUGUCUGACGCUCA
Messenger RNA from Nerophis ophidion (straightnose pipefish), 2441 nucleotides. RefSeq names its product CD48 antigen-like. Lineage: Eukaryota; Metazoa; Chordata; Actinopteri; Syngnathiformes; Syngnathidae. The coding region runs from base 102 to 827 and encodes 241 amino acids. The record is from RefSeq and is a predicted model, not a curated record. The transcript has 6 exons.